Messenger RNA from Musa acuminata subsp. malaccensis (wild Malaysian banana), 2809 nucleotides. RefSeq names its product phosphatidylinositol 4-phosphate 5-kinase 6-like. Gene Ontology annotation, biological process: phosphatidylinositol phosphate biosynthetic process. Gene Ontology annotation, cellular component: plasma membrane. Lineage: Eukaryota; Viridiplantae; Streptophyta; Magnoliopsida; Zingiberales; Musaceae. The record is from RefSeq and is a predicted model, not a curated record. Gene Ontology annotation, molecular function: 1-phosphatidylinositol-4-phosphate 5-kinase activity; ATP binding.
AGAAGCAGCAGCACAACAUUAAGGCUUGGGAGUCGGCCGUCCGCAAAGCGCAGCAACUGCAUUCACAUCAGUCAGGCAGCCGCCGACGCGUCUGCCAGAUCUCCCCCAUGUCCGUCGCGCCCGCCGACGACAACUUCGAAGCCAGCUCCCCGCGAGGGAGCGACGGCAACUCGGCGGCAGAGGAGGACGGAAAGGUGUGCCACGCGGAACGCCUCUUCCCUGGUGGCGACUCGUACACCGGUCAGUGGUCCGGCGGCGUCCCGCAUGGCACCGGCAAGUACGUGUGGACGGAUGGGUGCAUUUACGAGGGCGAGUGGCGGCGGGGCAAGACCACCGGCCGCGGCAAGUUCUCGUGGCCAUCCGGUGCCACCUACGAGGGCGAGUUCAAGGCCGGGUUCAUGGAUGGCUUCGGCACCUACACUGGUGCCUCCGGCGAUACCUACCGUGGAAGCUGGUCCAUGAACCUGAAGCACGGCCACGGCAAGAAGUUCUAUGCCAACGGCGACUAUUACGACGGGGAGUGGCGCUCCGGCCUGCAGGAUGGCCAUGGCCGCUACGUCUGGAGCAACAGCGCUGAGUACGUCGGGCAGUGGCGCGCUGGGGUAAUCCAUGGCCGAGGAUCCCUCAUCUGGGCCAAUGGCAAUCGGUACGAUGGUGGGUGGGACAAUGGAUCUCCGAGGGGCAAUGGUAACUUCCGAUGGCCCGACGGCAGCCUCUAUGUCGGGGUGUGGACUAAGGAAAAUGCAGGGAUCCAACAAAAGGGGGUGUACUACCCAUCACCCUCUGCGAGCUCCCCCACUGCCCGAGACCCACAGGAGGCUUUUACAGCUGACCUUCGGGGGUGCAAGAUCUCGCCAGGGGACACUCUGUCGAUACUUCCCUCUCAGAAGACCCUCAAUUGGUCCGGCACGGAGGUGUCACGUGGUUCGGUCGAUAAUGCUGAUCCUGGUUUGCCACCCAGACGGCUGAAUGGUAGGACAAAUACCAUCAUUGGAUCUAGUGACAUUUUGGGAGGAGAGAGGUGGUCCGACCGGAUCGGCAUUUGUAAGUCCAAUGGCGAUAUCAGUUUUGACAUUGUCGAUCGAGGUUCAGCGGCAUCACGAGGUGACGCAGACGUGAAAUUAUCGUUGAAUCCACGUUGGCCACCUCCAAGGGCUGCGAAGAGGCAAGGGGAAACCAUCACAAAAGGGCACAAGAAUUAUGAACUAAUGCUCAAUCUCCAGCUUGGGAUCAGACAUGCGGUUGGAAAACAAGGUCCAUCUCAUGUUGAGCUGAAAUCAUCGGCCUUUGACCCCAAAGAAAAGGUGUGGACAAAGUUCCCUCCUGAAGGAUCAAAACAUACACCUCCACACCAAUCCUGUGAAUUCAGAUGGAAAGAUUACUGCCCUUUGGUGUUCAGGACACUUCGCAGGCUGUUUAAGGUUGAUGCAGCUGAUUAUAUGAUUUCUCUUUGUGGCAAUGAUGCUUUACGAGAACUAUCAUCUCCUGGAAAGAGUGGAAGCUUCUUUUACCUGACCAAUGAUGACAGAUACAUGAUCAAGACAAUGAAGAAGUCUGAAGUAAAAGUCCUUCUGAGGAUGCUUCCAGCCUAUUAUAACCAUGUCCGUGCAUUUGAGAACACUUUGGUGACCAAGUUUUUUGGUCUUCACUGUGUGAAGGUAACUGGAGCUUCACAGAAGAAGGUCCGUUUCGUUAUAAUGGGUAACUUGUUCCGCUCUGAGUACUCUAUUCAUAGGCGCUUUGACCUAAAAGGGUCUUCCCAUGGUCGUAUGACUAGGAAACCAGAGUCAGAGAUUGAUGAAUAUACUACUUUAAAAGAUCUUGAUCUUAAUUUUAUAUUUCGACUGCAACAGUCUUGGUUUCAAGAGUUCCAAAGGCAAGUUGACAAGGAUUCUGAGUUUCUUGAGCAGGAGAGGAUCAUGGAUUAUAGUCUUCUAGUCGGUGUUCAUUUUAGAAGUUCCAGAGAGACGCCUUUACCUGAAGGUGGUGAUGCUGACAUCCAAAGAGAAUCAACAUUGAGGCUUUCCAGAGACAUGGAUCAGUUUCUUGGUGAUCAAAACAGGCGGGCAAAGAUUCGAAUAGGUCUGAAUACACCAGCUAGGGCUGAACUGACAGUCAGGAAGAGUGAGAGUGACUCUCAGCUCAUUGGAGAACCUACAGGGGAGUUCUAUGAUGUAAUCUUGUUUUUUGGCAUCAUAGACAUAUUGCAAGACUACGAUAUAAGCAAAAAGCUAGAGCAUGCAUACAAGUCUAUUCAACAUGAUCCGACCUCGAUAUCGGCUGUAGAUCCGAAACAGUACUCAAAACGCUUCCGUGAUUUCAUAUACAGAGCUUUUACCGAAGACGCCUAAAGAAAAGUUUGUCCUGGAAGCACCAUCAGAGUUCCAGGUUCGGUUGACCUUCAGAAUGCAUUGAAGAAUCUGGUCAGGCCGCAACUGGGUGUUUAGAUUUUGGCAUUUGUGUACAUUGUUUCAGUGCCCACCACCAAAAGUUGCUGCUUCAGCCAUCAUCGAGCCUCUGGAUCUCCUUGUUGCUGCUAGGAUCUCGACCGACUCAAAAGAAAAGAAAUUUGAUUCUCCCAAAGAACAUUUGAAUAGGACCUUACAAUCCUCUAAAAUUUCUUUCUAUAGGUAGUACUGCUAAUGUCCUAAUUCAGGUACAGAUAGAAAUUUGUAACAAUGAGCGUGCAAGCCCGAUUUAGAGUUGUAAAUUAUUUACGAGUAACGUGUAUCAGAUAUUCUUUUUCUUCUGUAAAAAUUAUGAUUUCCACUGAGGAGCAAGAACAGAUUUGAGAUUCUUACAUGUAAAC